Pelecanus crispus (Dalmatian pelican) is the source of this 2538-nucleotide messenger RNA. The record is from RefSeq and is a predicted model, not a curated record. NCBI's taxonomy places the organism in Eukaryota, Metazoa, Chordata, Aves, Pelecaniformes, Pelecanidae.
AUGGAGCUGCUAACUGAAAUACUGGUUGGCAUUGCCAGCUGCAUUCUGUUCUUUACAGUGGCCCAUCCUCAGGAGCCUCACCACCCCUCUGACAAGCCGGUCAUCCACUGCCACAAAUGUGGGGAGCCAUGUAAAGGUGAAGUACUCCGUGUUCAGGCCAGACACUUUCACAUCAAAUGCUUCACCUGCAAAGUGUGCGGCUGUGACUUGGCACAAGGAGGCUUUUUCAUUAAGAAUGGCGAAUAUCUUUGCACCUUGGAUUACCAGCGCAUGUAUGGUACCCGCUGCAACGGUUGUGGGGAGUUUGUGGAAGGAGAAGUUGUGACAGCUCUGGGAAAAACUUACCAUCCGAGCUGCUUUGCCUGUACUGUUUGCAAGCGUCCAUUUCCACCAGGCGAUCGAGUUACCUUUAAUGGAAGGGACUGUCUCUGUCAGAUGUGUGCUCAGCCAAUGUCCUCCAGUCCAAAAGAAUUGUCUGCCUCAAGCAAUUGUGCUGGCUGUGGAAGAGACAUAAAAAAUGGACAAGCAUUGCUAGCUCUGGAUAAGCAGUGGCACCUGGGGUGCUUUAAGUGCAAGGCCUGCGGGAAGGUCCUAACCGGGGAAUACAUCAGCAAAGAUGGUGCUCCUUAUUGUGAAAAGGACUAUCAAGUUCUUUUUGGAGUCAAAUGUGAAGCAUGUCACCAGUUCAUUACCGGGAAAGUCCUAGAGGCAGGUGACAAGCAUUAUCAUCCAAGCUGUGCACGAUGCAGCAGGUGCAACCAAAUGUUCACGGAAGGAGAAGAAAUGUAUCUGCAAGGUUCCACUGUCUGGCAUCCCGACUGUAAGCAAUCCACUAAGACUGAAGAUAAGCUACGGCCUACAAGAACAUCAUCAGAAAGUAUUUAUUCCAGACCAGGUUCCAGUAUACCUGGCUCUCCAGGCCACACUAUCUAUGCAAAAGUAGACAAUGAGAUCCUUGAUUACAAGGAUUUAGCAGCCAUUCCCAAAGUCAAGGCCAUUUAUGACAUUGAACGUCCAGACCUAAUUACUUAUGAGCCAUUCUACACUUCUGCCUACGAGGACAGACAGGAGAGACAGAGUCUUGGAGAGUCUCCAAGGACAUUAUCGCCUACCCCUUCUGCAGAAGGUUAUCAAGAUGUUCGGGAUCGCAUGAUUCACAGGUCUACUAGUCAGGGCUCCAUUAAUUCUCCAGUGUACAGUCGUCAUAGCUACACACCCACCAUGUCACGUUCCCCUCAGCAUUUCCACAGACCUGGCAAUGAGCCGUCCAGCGGUCGGAACUCCCCUGUCCCCUACCGGCCCGACAGCCGCCCUCUCACUCCAACUUACGCUCAGGCCCCUAAACAUUUCCAUGUUCCAGAUCAAGGUGUCAACAUUUACAGAAAACCGCCAAUCUACAAACAACAUGCUGCUUUGGCAGCACAGAGCAAGUCCUCCGAGGAUAUCAUCAAGUCCUCCAAGUUCCCAGCAGCUCAUGCACCAGCACCCAACGAGAUACCAAAGAUUGAGACAGAACACUGGCCAGGUCCUCCCUCCCUUGCGGCCAUAGGAGCUGACAUGAGACGCAGAUCAAGCGGAAGAGAGGAAGAUGAUGAGGAGCUACAGAGACGCCGGCAACUGCAGGAGGAGCAGCUCAUGAAGCUCAACUCUGGUCUGGGACAACUGAUAUUGAAAGAAGAGAUGGAAAAGGAGAGUCGCGAUAGGUCGGCCCUUUCUGCCAGUCGUUACGAUUCUCCAGCACAUGCUUCAGCCUCCAAAACCUCUUCUCUCCCUGGCUAUGGAAAAAAUGGACUUCACAGGCCGGUGUCUACAGAUUUUGGUCAGUACAACAGUUACGGGGAUGUGAGUGGUGGUGUUAGAGAUUUCCAGUCCCUUCCGGAUGGCCAUGUCCCUGGAAUGAGAAUGGACAGAGGAGUAUCUAUGCCUAACAUGUUGGAGCCAAAGAUUUUUCCAUAUGAAAUGCUCAUGGUGACCAACAGAGGGCGAAAUAAAAUACUAAAAGAUGUAGACAGAACCAGGCUUGAGCGUCACUUAGCACCUGAAGUUUUUCAAGAAAUAUUUGGGAUGACGAUACAGGAGUUUGACAAGUUACCUCUCUGGAGACGCAACGACAUGAAGAAAAAAGCAAAACUCUUUUAAUCUCCCCUCAAACAAACCAACAGAAAAUGAUGCAUAGGAUAUUGUAUCAUACAGUCCAAACUAUUUGGAAGCAACUACUUAUCCACCAAAAAGGGAAAAUCGCAUAGUGGCACCUCUGUAUACAGCAAUUGAACAAGAUGAAUGUUUGCCCUCCUGGAACACAGGGAGAAAAUAUCUGGGCUCAGAAACAGCAGUGAUAGUUUUCAGAGGUGUCAACCUGUUACAUGAUCUUAUACAAGAUAGGAAACUGUUCUGUUCUUCUCCCUCAAUGAUAUUCCCUUUACUUUUCUCCACAACAUGAUGGACUUUAUUGCUAGAGCCAGGAAGUGCCCUUAGGAUGCCUUGUAGACUAAAGUAGUUGUAACCACUCCAAGAACUGGAAAAGAAUAUAUAUAUAUA